Molecule: messenger RNA, 3411 nt
Organism: Monosiga brevicollis MX1
Lineage: Eukaryota; Choanoflagellata; Craspedida; Salpingoecidae
Exons: 14
Coding region: 1-3411 (1136 amino acids)
Biological process (GO): deadenylation-independent decapping of nuclear-transcribed mRNA
Cellular component (GO): P-body
Source: RefSeq, a predicted model, not a curated record
AUGGCAGUGGCAGUGGCAGUGGCGGUGGCAGUGACAGGGCGUUCGAGCAAAGGGGAGGGUGGCUGUGGGAAAGUCGGUUCCAUUACCAGAGGGUUGGAGGUGGGCCGCAUCGACGAUGCGUCACCCGAUGAGCAGGUGGUGGUGACGCCGCCUGAGCUACGGGGAACUGGAUUUGCCUACAAGCUGCCACCAAGCCACAUCCGGUCUCGCGCCAGUGCCAACAUUAGCUCUUUGGACUUGGUUGCAUUUGCUCAAAGUCACGCCUUUGCCGCUAACAAUGUGUUUCGUGCACAUCAGCUGAGCAUGAAGAGCGGUGGGGAAGCCGUACGCGUGCAAGCCCAGCAGUCCAACGAGAAGCAGCUUUUGCGUUUUGAAGCCGACUCCGCCACGGUGUUAGCACUGCGCGCUCAUCCUUCAAAGCCCUUUCUGGCCGUGUACUUGAUCGAUCCUGCCAGCAUGAUGCCUGCUUUGCUGCUCACCAUCAAUAGCAGCUCGACCAACACCAAGGGCCAGGAUCCUGCCAGCUUCUUGCUGCCGCCACUGCCAAUACUGUGUGUGCACCUGACAAUUGUCCUCUGCAUACCCCCCUCCAAGGAUGAUGAUCUGGCCUUUGGGCCUGCCCAUGUUGUCAAAGUGUCGGGUGAAGACGUUUUUGUGGCCCGGCUUGAUGCCCUGCAGCCCGACACGCCCCAAGAGCACACUGAAGCUGCGCCUUCCACUGACGCCCGGACAACCGUGUUCUUUGUCGAACCCUCUGACACGCCCCAGACCGCCUUUUAUACGUAUUCGGCUGGCCACCUGCGUCGUUGCGUCGGUACUGGCACACAGCUUCUGGACGCCGUGUCCUAUCCCUUGCAGUUGGAGGAUGGGCAGGAGACGAUUGCCUAUGGUCACGUUGUGUGUGGUCCCAGCGACUAUAUUGUCUUGCUCUACAUUCAAUCCCUGGAUUUUGCCACCUCACGCAUCGUGCUGUGGAACCUCACCUCCUCGGACGUGCGGACAUUCGGCCUUCAUGGCCACGGAGCGGAGCCACGCACCAUCAAUGCGGUGCAGCGUGGCGGCGCGCUUCAUCUGCUCUGGGUCAAGGGUGUGGCUCCGGCCCUGCGCAACAACCCAGCUCUAACCGAGGAAGCCAAGCAAUUGGGUGCCGUGGAUCGUGACGAUCUCUUUGAUGGCCUCAGUCCUGCACUCCAGGAACUGGUCGGCCAUUCGUACAUUUGUGCUCUGACUCUUGACAUUGCUGGUUUGUCUGCACAGCAGCUUUGCAUUUAUCCAGUACGCCAAAACCUUACGAGUUUGCACGUUUUGCAUGCCGAAGUCGUCGAGGAUAACCUUCGUUUCAACUUCCAGUCCCAGUCGCCGACGAACAACUUUUCGAAUAACCUAUUGUCGGUCGCGCUGCUUCAAGCCGAGCAGUCUGUCAAUGGCCCUGCGACUAUUCUUGCAUUCUUGGCUUUUGUGUGUGUGUGUGUGUGUGUGUGUGUGUGUGUGUGUGUGUGUGUGUGUGUGUGUGUGUGUGUGUGUGUGUGUGCGUGUGUUGGGAUGGAGCAAGGCGAGAAAACGUUUGUCUUUGUUUUGUCUCUCAAGAAUUCCUUUGGUGUGGCGCACAAUGUAGAGGGCGCUGCAAGCGCAGGUCCCAGCAGCACUUUUAUGUCGCGGUCGUCUUCAGUUACAACCACAGACGGGAUCACGGCUGCCUCUUCCCCACCCACCACGCCUUCCAGUGCUUCAGCGCAGACGCGCAUGUUGGCGCUGCUGCGGAACAGCGCGUCGACGCCCGAGGCGGCAACUUCAACGUCGCCAACGACGUCUCGCUCUGCCUCGGUUUCUAGUACCGUCGUCACAACAACUAGUGGCCCAAGUGCGCCGCGUGACGCUGGUGCUGGUCUUUUGGCCCUCUUCAACAAAGCCAAGACUCAAGCUACUAGCUCAGAAUCCGCGCCCGUGCCAGCAUCAACAUCCACACCCGCUGCCGUGCCUACACCCGCAACGGCCCCUGCCCCUGCUGUAGAGGUUUCAAGCCCGACCGCUGUUGCAACGUCCACCCCGGCAGCUGCACCAGAGCCAAUGGUCGCUGCUGCCCCACCGCAAUCGCAAGGCUCAGCUCCCGCCCCAAGCCAAAAGCAGGCUUCUUUCGUCCCACCGGGCAUUCGCCCACCUACGUCCGCAGCCAUGCCCGCGGCGCCCCUUGGCGGUUCAGUCACCUUGGAUGACGCAACACUCGAUCGCCUCGCUGAUCGCUUGGCACAGCGAAUGAACCUUGUGGGUCUGGAGGGUCGUUUGGUGGGUCGCUUGGACCAGCACAUGUCGCUGGCUACCAAGCGUCUUUCCUCUGAAGCCGAGGUCUCGCGUCGCAACCUCAAUGUCAUGUUUGACGAAAAGUUGCGUCGUCUGCUGGAGGUCAUGGCUCAACGCUCGGGAGACAAUCAAGUCACACCCGAGCUUUUGCAAGAGCACUCACAGCGCCUGGCGAAAGAAAUCAAGGCUUCACGCUCUCAGGUUGAGAAACUUGUACAAAGCUGCCAGCAGAGCAUUGAUCGCGUGGAACACGCUCAACUCAAUGCCGCCGACCUGGCCAGCAGCCUGAAGAAGCCGGUCAAGGACGUGCUUGCUCCCAUGGUAAGCACCGAACUGAACAAAAAGGUGACGGUGGCCGCCGAAACCGUGCUGGGUCAAGUCGCAGACGUGGUUUCCAAGGGCUUGACCUCGCUGCUGAGCGACGUUCAAACCAAAAUCGCCCAGCAGUGGAUUGAAGGUGGUCCUCAAGAGCGCGCGCUACAGCGCGGGCUUGGCGUCGUCCUGGGCAACGGCGUUGACGAGCAGCUCAAGCAUGUCCUCACGGCCAUCCAGCGCAUGGAAGAGCAAAUGGCUAGCCUGCGCCAAACCAUUGCUCGUUUGCCUGCAGCCCCCGAGGGUGCUACUUCUGCUGCAACACCCGGUACCGCAGGGUCUACUCCAAGCAGUGCUCGGGCAACUCCUGCGCAGGCCGCACCAACAACGCAGCAGCUGCUCACAGAGUUGGUGCAGCUGGCAGGCCGCGGUGAUACGGAGAUGGCCUUCAGCCGCGCUUUGAGCCAGCGCAAUUUGAGUUUGGUGUGUCAACUAUGCGGUGCGCUGCAACCCACGGUCAUCCAGCAUCUGACACCGCAGACACGGCUAGCCCUGCUGCAGCAGCUAUCCGUGGCUUUGGCCAAGGGCGCUGAUAAUCAGCGCGUGGUCGAGUUUCUCAUCAAGGGCGUCCAUCAACUGAACGUGCCGUCUGAGGCGCACGGCAUGGCCGUGCAGGUGUUGCAGUCGGUGCGCAGCAAUACCAUCAAGGCCUUGCAGCUUCCAAAUCUGCAGCAUCAUCAUGCGCGUUUGCAAUUUCUCCUCCAGCUCAUCAACGAAAUGUUUCCCGCUCCUUCUGCUUAA